AUGCCGUGCAAGGUGGAGACCACUCCGCUGCUGGGGCAGAACUUCUCGCCGCCCACCGAAAAGUUGGGUACCAGGCACGUGCAGAUUCUCUUGAUGUUCUUGGGGAUUGCCAUUGCCUACGCGAUAAGGAUCUGCAUGUCCGUGACCAUCAUCGCCAUGACCGACCCAAAAGCGCCUAUUACGCGAUUCAACUGGGACUCAAAGACGAAUUCCCUAAUACUGAGCUCGUUCUUUUGGGGCUACAUAGUGACGCAAGUGCCGAGCGGCUACAUAGCCAACACCCGCGGCGCCCACAAGCUCCUCUCCUGCGGCAUGUUCCUGUGCUCGCUCGUCAACUCCCUGAUACCUGCAGUCGCAAUGUGCUACGGCUGGCCGGCCGUCAUCUGCUGCAGAGCCGCGACCGGACUGACCCAGGCUUGCCUGUACCCCUGCGCCCAAACUCUGCUCUCACGUUGGGUACCACCUGCCGAGAGAGCCAGACUCGGCUCCCUAGUGAUGAACGCGGGAACUUUCGGCAUGGUACUGACGCUGCCCGUAUCCGGUGUGCUGUGCGCGUCGCGCCUCGGCUGGCCAAGUGUCUUCUACCUGAUCAGCGCGUGCGGCGUCGCCUGGAGCAUACUAUUCUUCUACCUGGGCUCGGACAUGCCCUCCGAGCACCCGACCAUCUGUCCCAACGAGAUGCGCUACAUUGACGGUAGUCUCGGAAGAUUGGAUAAAGCUUCGAGAUCUGAAAAGCCUAGAGUGCCGUGGAAAGCCAUCCUGACGUCCUUCCCGAUGUGGGCCAUUGUGAUUGUCCAUUCCGGAAGUAACUGGGGGUUUUACGUUCUCUUCACCCAGAUGCCGACUUACAUGAAGUACGUGCUCAGUUUCGACGUUCAACACAGUGGUCUGGUGUCGGCGUUGCCGUACCUGGCAAUGUGGCUGAUCGGCUUCCCCAUAAGUUGGCUGUCGGACUUUGCUCUGCGGAAAGGCGUGUCGGUCGAGUGCGUGCGGAAGCUCAGCAACACGAUCGGGCUGUGGUUGCCGGCCGCGGGCAUGCUCGUCCUCGUUUUCAUCGAGACGACCGACAAAACCGUUUUGGUGACCAUCCUGGUGAUCGCGGUUGGCUUCAACUCCGCCACGACGAGCGGCUACCAGAUCAAUCACAUCGACCUCAGCACCGCCUUCGCCGGCACCAUGAUUUCCAUCACCAACAGCAUUGCCAAUGUCUUUGGUAUCAUUGCCCCGCUUGUCUGCGGUGUGAUCAUCAAAGACCCGACGAUCGUGAGUCAAUGGCACACCGUAUUCUACAUAUCCGCUGCCGUGUACUUCUUCACGAACUUGGUCUUCAUAAUUUUCGGGAAAGCCGAGACCCAAUCCUGGAGCGAACCCGACAUCCUGCACGGCUUGAGCCGAGAUCGUCCCGGCCGAGCAUCGAGGGUCCCCACAGUUUUGGACUCGUCCUCGGUAGUCGUGGUCGACCACGGGCUCAAAUAA
Messenger RNA from Copidosoma floridanum, 1476 nucleotides. RefSeq names its product putative inorganic phosphate cotransporter. The record is from RefSeq and is a predicted model, not a curated record. Gene Ontology annotation, molecular function: transmembrane transporter activity. NCBI's taxonomy places the organism in Eukaryota, Metazoa, Arthropoda, Insecta, Hymenoptera, Encyrtidae. Gene Ontology annotation, biological process: transmembrane transport; monoatomic anion transport. Gene Ontology annotation, cellular component: membrane.